Lobosporangium transversale is the source of this 402-nucleotide messenger RNA. RefSeq lists its product as hypothetical. Lineage: Eukaryota; Fungi; Mortierellomycota; Mortierellomycetes; Mortierellales; Mortierellaceae. The record is from RefSeq and is a predicted model, not a curated record. The transcript has 2 exons. The coding region runs from base 1 to 402 and encodes 133 amino acids.
AUGAGACAUGACUAUACAAAUGGCGAUUAUUCGCUAAUUGCGUCAUUGAUGAGAACAGCGAUGACAAUCCACGAAGUUUUGGCACGCACCAUAUCAGAGUUGCAACAACCACUGGAACAACAGCAACUACUUUUGCAACAGAUAUUGCAAGCAAUUUUGAGUAAUCCACCAACGCAGCAACUGCUGUUACAGCCGCCGCUGAAUCAGUUGCUGCUCAGACAACCACUGCAAUGUCAACAACCAUUGCAAGAAGGACUACAAGAGCACGAGCCACCGCAGGAACAACCGCAGGAGCACCCUAGAAAAGAGAAACUGACAUCUCGGUCUUCACGAAAGCGCAAAGAGCUAAGUAGUCCAACAACAUCACAAAAUAAUAUAAAAUUUAUAUCUUGGGAACCAUGA